UGUGUAAAAAAGGCCGUUCUGUUAUUACAACUACGGCACAUUACAAUCCUGCGCCACCGCUUGGUCUCGUCGGUAUGGGAAAACUUGACCGAUAUUUACCUGUUUGCCAAUGUUACCCACUCGAGCUACGCAGACUCGAACGCCCUGUCUUACAGACCGAGGACUCUCACUUCAUGAAUGUGUCUCGGCUGUUCCUCGAAGUCAGUCUUGACAGCGUUCUACAGUACCUGCCACCGAGGCACCGGAUGAAGGCGCCUCGAGUCAAGAUGUCAUCGAACGUCCAUUACUGGCUACGGAUAGCAAUGCAAUUAGGCAAAUUUGGCAUAUCAUACUGGCGACAUCACCCGGUCGAGCGUAGAGUGCUGCGCAAAGAAUGUCUCGUUACAAGACGUCAAAUUUCUACACGGAAGGGCGGCCGGUUUGGCAAAUCACCACGAGCCACACUUUACAGUCACAAAAGCCUUGUUCUUUCAAAGUCUCGUUCGCAAUUGCAAGCCCACUGCUGGGCCGAUCACAGCCUAAGCUACGAUCAUCUUAGUGCUAUCUAUCUGUAUGGUAUCUGUCGCAAUACCCCUUGUCUCCUUCCCCCGCGUCUUCUACAGUUUAGGAACAUUCCUACAGACACUCUCAUCCAAGAUGAAUCGCACCCGCUCAUUGACCGACACGCUGGCGGAUCAUGCUGGUCUGGCAACUGUGGCAGCGUUGAUGUCUACAGUUGGGACAGAAUACGUCAAGCUGAAUGUUCCACGGGCCAUUGGUGGUACAAUGAUCCUAAAGGCAGAGCAUGUUAGUCGGACGAUGCCAUACAAAAGGCAAUAUGAGCUGGGAUGGGGCCAUCACUCACACAAUACCAGACCAUGACGUCAACGUACUGCCUCUUGCCGCUAGAACCAGAACUGCUGCCGUGGGGUUUUCCGUGGGAGCUGCCGUGGCCCUUGGAGCUUGAACUCUUGUGGUGACCCAUUGCUGGUGUUGAUGUUUGAUGUGGUAGAAAGAGGUUAAUGAAGGUCUGGAGAGUGAUGAGAGUGAUGAGAGCGUGCUAUAGCGGUU
Messenger RNA from Colletotrichum phormii, 1050 nucleotides. RefSeq lists its product as uncharacterized. The coding region runs from base 75 to 791 and encodes 238 amino acids. The record is from RefSeq and is a predicted model, not a curated record. NCBI's taxonomy places the organism in Eukaryota, Fungi, Ascomycota, Sordariomycetes, Glomerellales, Glomerellaceae. The transcript has a single exon.